This is a messenger RNA of Galleria mellonella (greater wax moth), 3328 nucleotides long. RefSeq lists its product as uncharacterized. The transcript is spliced from 7 exons. The coding region runs from base 456 to 1274 and encodes 272 amino acids. The record is from RefSeq and is a predicted model, not a curated record. Lineage: Eukaryota; Metazoa; Arthropoda; Insecta; Lepidoptera; Pyralidae.
AGUUGCUUCGGCGGUUAGUUUCCAGCCCGGAUUUGAACCCCACACACGUUGGGAACGUAGCUAUUCGAGUUUUGAACGCAACUGUCAGUUUAGUUUUUUUUUUUUUAAUUAUAAACUUGUAAUGUUUAUUUACGACGCCGUUAAGAAGUAACUAUGAAAUAUGAGAUUUAAGUGUUUGUAGAUAAGAUAGUGUUUUGUUUAUUCAAAAUGUUAUUGCGAGAUAAUUCUUUUAAAGAUCUUAAAGGGGAUAUAUUUUUUUUAAUUUAAUUAACUUAAGAGAACAGUGAUUAUUUACCUUCGAAGUUGCAGAACAUAUUGCGCGCGCAUAUUUUCAACUGUCGCUCGGCUCGGUCGCUGCGCUGGAGGAAUUUGUUUUCGAAACUUUUUAACUUUUCGAGAAACUUUUUGUGUAACCAUUGUGAUUGAGAAGUGUUAUCACGAUUGGAUUUUUGGAAAUGUGGUGGAUAUUGAUGCUGUCUAUCGUCAUGCAGUGUGUCCAGUCAGUUCGCAUCAUCUACAUGCGCGUACCAGAAGUGGUACAAUACGGCACCAUGGAUUCUGUGACGUUGGAUUGUGACUACGUCACAGAUAACGUGAUGGGACUGGUCGUUAAAUGGUUCUAUAUGGACAAGUCACAGUUGGUAUAUCAAUGGAUACCACCGCAGAAGCCGCAAGCAUUAGGCAUCUUGAAAGACAAGUUGGAUCUCAACUACAAAUCAUCCCAUAACCCAUACGCUCAGCACAGGGCGUUGCGUAUAAAGAAUCCAACCCCAGAGCUCACUGGGAACUACACGUGUGUCGUGUCGACGUUUCUAGCUGAGGACCAGAAGACAAAGCCUAUGACUAUUUUUGUGCCAGAAAAGAGAUUUGAAAUGAUUGUAGAUAGGCUGGAGGACGGAUACCUGAACAUCAUUUGUACUGUGGAAGGAGUGUUCCCUAGACCCGAGCUAGUUAUAUUAGUUGCUAAUAGGUCUGUUAAAGCUAAAUCAUCAAUCAACAUCAUCAACGGACGGUAUACGGCGGUGACGAGCGCCGUGGUCAGGAUAGACGCCUUGCCACCUACUGUUGAAGUUCUCUGCGAUAUGCAAGUUCCACUGGCUAAUUACUUUAGCAGAAAGAGAGAUAUAUUUUAUAGAGAUCCACCGCCAACUACCCCGGAAUCACCAAAUUCGAGAUAUAGCCAGCUGGACCGCGAUACAGGUUGUUCAACCAAAUCAACACCAGAACUGAUAACAAUAUUGCUUAUAUGUUUAUUAAAAUUUCAGCUCAGAUGAUUUAUCUUAUAUUGAAAAUUCUAAUGUAAUGUGUAAAAUAUGUAUUUUGUAUUUAGUUAUUAGAAUAUAAAUAGGUUAAGAUUAAUGAAAUCUGUGAUUUUAAAGUAUUUAAUAUAAUUAUGUAUUUUUUAUAUACUUGUAUAAACUUGCGUACAAGACACACGAUUAGAUGGCUCAGAUUAUUAUAUAUGUAUACAUUAAGGUGAAAUUGAAAUCAACAAAACCAUUUUGAAAUAUUUUGGGGUUGUUCUACUGUCAUUAUUCGACUAGUAACAUUACCAUUUUACCAGAGGGAGACUUUGUACAAAAGUUGUUUGCUUGGGUACCUCUGUCUCAUUCGUGUUUCAACCGUGAAACAGCUGUGUUUGCAUGGCUGUGUUUCGGUUUGAAGGGUGGGAUAUGGCGUGAAUUUACAGAGUACAGAGGAAUAAAACCUGAGUCCUCAAGAAUGGCAACGCAUGGGGGGUAUCAUGGGCGAAACGGUUAACUCUGUUAUGUCCAUGGUACUGCUCAUGUUUAUAGGCGACAGUUACCACUUUCCAACAGGUGAGCCGUCAGCUUGUUUGCCAUUCUAAGUUGUAUAAAAAAAAACUUUGAAAAAUAUCUAGUUUCACUGCUAAAAUAUUAUAUAGAUAUUUUGAACGAUUCUUACUUUUAAGACUUCGUCUGAGUAACUUGGCCAAGUUAUUUUUUGUUUCAUGAAUGUCAAUGUCACUGAAUUUUAGUUUAAUCUAUAUUUUACUACUUAUUCUGUGUAUUUUUUUUCGAUGUUUAAAAACUAAAUAUUUUUGUAUACUAUAAACAAGAGUAGAAUAUAUUUACUGCAUGGUUUGUUGAAACAAUCGAAUACAUCAUCAGAAUUUCAAUUAAAUUAUGACCACACCUAAUUAAUUGGAUGUACUAAUUAUACAUAUAAUUAAGUGCAGACUACACUGAGAGCUAAGUCAAUUUAAUUUUAUUUGGCAUAGCUCACUAAGCAUAAGUGUAAACCACACUUAGACUGCACUAAGCGAUAACUUCAUUUAGUUCAGCUCACUCAGACUACAUCUAAUUAUGCAAGCUGAGCAAAGAUACAUAAACUAAAUUAUUGAGUCUGUACAGAAAACCAGGAUUGAAGGAAAGAUAUAGUAAUGUUUCUCUAUCUUCACCCCAGACAAUGAGAGAUGGUUCGUUUAGUAAGUAUUGCCAAAUUAUCUAGCUCAUAUUGUUGAUUUAGUUCGCUUAGCUUAGUUAGGUUUUUCCAAAAAAUGGGUCCUUCAAAAAACGAAUAAAGAGGUUCCUUCGGGGUUGGUGACGCCCCUGGUAUUGUAGGUGUUCAUAGGCUAUGGUAACCGCUUACCAUCAUGUGGGCCAUAUGCCAUAUGUUUGCCAGCUCAGUGCUUUAAAAAAAGUUAGUUAUUUCACAGAUAUAUGACAGUAUGCCACAAUUACGUGCACAAAGUUAUAGAAAAUUAAGUAAGUUUGUUUAGCUAAACCAAGCUUAACAAAGUUAAUUUAGUUUAGCUUUCAGUGUGAACAGAGCUUUAGGGUCAUGGCGUGAAGAUAAAAUGAUAGAUAGACAAAAUCUAUGUGAUAAUUUUUCACGAAGUGACACAUCGAUAAUAUCCUUUCAUGAUGUUGAGGAUAUGUUAUUUUCAGAUUUGAUGAAUCGAUGCAAUAAAUAUUGGAGCACAGUAAUUACUCGCAUCGAUAACUAUCGAGUAAACGUGUUCGAAUUUUAUGUAUUCAAACUAAUGAUAAUGAUUUUCAAUUUAAAGUACCCAUCUUGUUAUUUUAAUAAUAUUGUGAACUAGCGACCCCCCUGGUUUUGUUCGCGUAGAUAGAUAGAAAUUCACUAAAUCUUUUUGAACGUAACUGGCCAAAAAUGAAGAUGUCUAUUAGCGGAAACAUUUUCAAUAUCAGUUAAGUAUUUUUACAGUUUAUCCAUUAGUUUAGAUAAGAAAAUUUGUAAGAAAUGUUUGUGUUGUUAUUCUUAAAUUUGAAUGAAUUUUUUUUAUACAAAUGGGCCACCUACUGGAUUAGAAUAUUAGACAUUUUAUGUCUAUAUAUAUAUA